This is a messenger RNA of Anopheles nili, 1128 nucleotides long. RefSeq names its product exopolyphosphatase PRUNE1 (gene pn). Gene Ontology annotation, cellular component: cytoplasm. Bases 1 to 1128 code for a protein of 375 amino acids. Gene Ontology annotation, molecular function: exopolyphosphatase activity. The record is from RefSeq and is a predicted model, not a curated record. Lineage: Eukaryota; Metazoa; Arthropoda; Insecta; Diptera; Culicidae. The transcript has 4 exons.
AUGAAUAAUUAUUUGCUACGAUGCCGGAGUUUAUUUAAAACUGCUGUAAACAAAAUUGUUGUAAUCGGUAAUGAGAGCUGUGAUUUGGAUUCUGCAGUAUGUUCGAUUGCGAUGGCUUUCCACUUACAAUGCCAACCUAUCCUUUUGGGCACUUCGCAUACAAGAGAUACUGUCGUGUUUCCAGUACUGAACGUGAUCCGUGACGAGUUACCGUUGAAAACCGAAGUCACAUUUUACCUCAAAAAGGCAGGAAUCAAGCUCGAUGCCUUGAUCUGCACGGACGAGAUCGAUUGGGAAAAUGAAACAACUCUGAAUAUUGUCCUAGUGGAUCAUCAUGUAACGAAACUUAAGCAGAACGUAUUAGGCAUCUUCGAUCAUCGCCCAAUCGAUAGCAAUUCUCAACUUAACGUUAAUGCAUUCACUACAAUUGAGAUAGUUGGAUCAUGUGCGUCGUUAGUUGGCAGAGAAAUUUUAAACAAUGCGCUAUUAGAACCGUUGGAAGGGUAUUGCAUUGGCAUGGAACUCUUAUAUGGCGCUAUCGUGUUAGACACAGUGAAUUUUUCCAAGCAAGCAGAUAAAGCUAAACCUCUUGAUUAUGAAAUUGCAGAGAAAUUUGAAGAAAAACUAGGUAUUAAUAAAGAUAACCGAAAAAAAAUCAGAGAAGAAUUGUUCAAGUCGCUUGUCGCGGCUCGUAGCGAUGUUUCAGAGCUAAACGCAUAUCAGCUACUAUUGAAAGAUUUAAAGAUCGUUUCACAACAUGAUCAAAUAGUUUCUUUACCUGGCUUUCCAAUGGCUGUUCAGGACUAUAUUAAAAUUCCCGAUCAAAGUGAACAUUUUAAGAGAUUCACGAGCAAUACUCGGAGCAAUGUUGUGGUGUUACUCGGGAUGAAAGUUCUUCCAGAUGGCAGUGUUCGCCGAGAUAUAGGCGUCAUUCCAGUUGACAAUGAACCAUUGGCCGCAAGAAUCAUUACAGCGCUUCAAGAAUGUAAAGAGACGAACUUCGAACUAGAAAAAUUAAAUAGUAGCGAGUCGUGUGGUGGCACAUUUUUUCAACAACACAAUUUGAAGGCUUCAAGAAAACAGCUUAUCCCAGUUAUUAAAAAUGUGCUUAGUGGUGUGGAAAAAUGA